Equus quagga is the source of this 2414-nucleotide messenger RNA. RefSeq names its product glycerate kinase (gene GLYCTK). NCBI's taxonomy places the organism in Eukaryota, Metazoa, Chordata, Mammalia, Perissodactyla, Equidae. The transcript has 6 exons. The record is from RefSeq and is a predicted model, not a curated record. Gene Ontology annotation, biological process: protein phosphorylation. Bases 469 to 2040 code for a protein of 523 amino acids. Gene Ontology annotation, cellular component: cytoplasm. Gene Ontology annotation, molecular function: glycerate kinase activity.
GGAGUUUAAGAGAGAUCGUGUCCUGAGUAGAGUUGCUGGAUUUAGCAAAUAAAAAUAAAGGACGUUCAGUUAAAUUGGAAUUUCAGAUAGACAAUUUUUUAGUCUAUGUCCAAAAUGUUUUACGGUACAUCCUUAUAUUAAGAAAACUCCUCUUUUAUCUGAAAUUCCAAUUAAACUGGACGUCCUGUAUUUUAUCUGGCAACCUUAGCCUUGAGCGCCCCCCUGUCCUGGGCUCUGGUAUCCAGUAGCAAGACUGGGAUCCUCUAGGUCUGUGUCCGUUUGGGAAACAGUGAGAGAAAUGGAGCUGUCCCUGUGGUACAACUGGAGCCUAAUUCCCAGUCUCCUUCCCCUGCUCUGUCCACACUCGCUGCUGCAGUCAGCUGGCAGCAUUUAUGGUGGGCAUUUAUUAAAGUAGAUGCCUUUUCAGAGGCAGCCAUGAGUGCCAGGUGGUGCUGAGAGCAGUGGGGCAUGGCUGCAGCUCUGCAGAUCCUGCCUCGUUUGGCCCGAGCUCCCUUGCGCCCACUGUUCUUGGGGGGCCCAGUGGCCCGGUUGGCCAGUGGCAUGGCCCUGGCCGAGCAGGCGCGGCAGCUGUUUGAGAGCACUGUGGGUGCUGUGCUGCCAGGCCCCAUGCUGCACCGGGCACUGUCCUUGGACCUUGACAGUGGGCAGCUGAAGGUGCGGGACCGGAGCUUUCAGCUGCGGCAAAACCUCUACCUGGUGGGCUUUGGCAAGGCUGUACUGGGCAUGGCAGCUGCAGCCGAGGAGCUACUGGGCCAGCAUCUCGUGCAGGGAGUGAUCAGCGUUCCCAAGGGGAUCCGUGCUGCCAUGGAGCAUGCUGGCAAGCAGGAAAUGCUGCUGAAGCCACACAGCCGUAUUCAAGUAUUUGAGGGUGCAGAGGACAACCUGCCUGACCGUGAUGCACUGCGGGCUGCACUGGCCAUCCGGCAGCUGGCUGAAGGUCUCACAGCUGAUGACCUGCUGCUUGUGCUCAUCUCAGGAGGGGGCUCAGCCCUGCUGCCUGCCCCUAUCCCACCUGUCACACUGGAGGAGAAGCAGACGCUCACUAAGCUGCUGGCGGCCCGAGGAGCCAACAUCCAGGAGCUGAACACCAUCCGGAAGGCCUUAUCCCAGCUCAAGGGUGGGGGGCUGGCUCAGGCUGCCUACCCUGCCCAGGUGGUGAGCCUCAUUCUGUCAGAUGUGGUGGGGGACCCUAUGGAGGUGAUUGCCAGCGGUCCCACUGUGGCCAGCGUCCAUAGUGUGCAAGAUUGCCUGCACAUCCUCAAUCGCUAUGGCCUUCGUGCUGCCCUGCCACGUUCUGUGAAAACUGUGCUAGCUCGGGCUGACUCUGACCCCCAUGGGCCACAUAGCUGUGGUCACGUCCUCAAUGUGAUCAUUGGCUCCAAUGCACUGGCACUGGCUGAGGCCCAGCGGCAGGCUGAGGCACUGGGAUACCGGGCCAUGGUGCUGAGCACAGCCAUGCAGGGUGAUGUAAAAAGUGUGGCUCAGUUCUAUGCGCUGCUGGUCCGAGUGGUUGGAGCCCACCUCACUCCACCUGGGCCUGGAACCUCUGUGGAGGAGGAUGAACAACUCUAUGAGCUGGCAGCCAAGCUCCAGCUCCCAGACCUGCAGCUGAAGGAGGCUCUGGAGGCUGUGGCAGGGGCUGGGAGCCCCGUCUGCCUGCUGGCUGGUGGUGAGCCCACAGUGCAAUUGCAGGGCUCAGGCAAGGGUGGCCGAAACCAGGAACUGGCCCUGCGUGUUGGAGCAGAGCUUGGACAGUGGCCACUGGGGCCCAUUGACGUGCUGUUUUUGAGUGGUGGCACGGAUGGACAAGAUGGGCCCACAGAGGCAGCUGGGGCCUGGGUCACGCCUGAGCUUGCCAGCCAGGCCACCACUGAGGGCCUGGAUGUGGCUACUUUCCUAGCCCACAAUGACUCACAUACCUUCUUCAGCCGCUUCCAGGGCGGGGCACACCUGCUGCACACAGGGCUGACCGGCACCAAUGUCAUGGAUGCCCACAUCCUAUUCCUGCGGCCAUGGUGACAGCAUAGGUCAUGUUUUGGGAGUCCAGAGGAGGCCUACAGGGCAGUAUCCUGGGGCAGAGCAGGGUUGGUCCCCAGGGCCUCACCAGGCCUUAGGGCUCCUCCUCUGCUUGGCCCUGGCUGCUUUGUUGGCCCUCACACUUCCCACCCAGGGCCUCUUCUCUGUGUCCCUUUCCCCAACCAGACUGGCAGGUGGGGCCUCUCUUCUACCCCUACUUUUCACCAUGGCAGCAGGUACCCCUGAGCACCGGGAUGAACCUCUUGUUCACUAUUGUGGAUUGUUUCCCCCAGGCAGCACCUCUGCCGAGCUCCUGAACUUGUUUUUUCUGUUGUGUGAAGCAAGAAGGACUGAAAAUAAAAAGGACCACACUGUGG